GUCAUGGAUGGCAGUGGAGCUGGAAGUAACAUUGAAUCAAAGGAUGACUUCAUUAAGAGCAAUUUCACUUACAAGGAAUGCCAACUAUUCAUUCCAAUCGAAACAGAAGACGGUUCAACCUUCAAAUGUGGUUGUGGAGAAAUGGAAUUUCAUCAUUUUGAUGAAGAAACUGAUUAUUUUUCCGAGGAAUGGAUGCCCUAUUUGAUCGCCUCAAUGGGCCCCACAAACGCUUAUGGCGUAGUAGAUUUCUACACCGGGAUUCAAAAUUUGCAUAAAUCCUCAGAGUACGUUCGAGUAUCGGAUGACGACGAUCCAAGAAAGGUCAUUGAGCUAAUGCUCAAGCAUUGGAAGCUUCUUGAAGAUGAAGCACCCUUGCUUUGCAUCUCCGUCCUUGGGGGUUUGGAUUCCGCAAUUUUUGAUAGCAAGAAGAGAGACGUGUUUUGUGAGGGCUUGAUAAAUAUUGUUAGUGCCACCAACGCAUGGAUAACCACAUUCGGUUUGAACUGUGGGGUGGCUAGAGUUGUCAGCGAGGCUAUAUCCCUUGCUGAAACUUAUUUCAUCAAGGAGAAUGGGGAGUCUCCAAAAAUCACUUGCAUUGGUGUGACUCCAUGGGGUGAUGUUAGGAGUCAUUACAAUCUCGUAAAAUCUGUCUACUCCAAACCAAACGCUCAUAUCACAUACGGUGUGAGUAAUGUUGUGAUUCCGAACGAGGCUAUUUCUCUCAAUAAAAAUCACACUCACUACAUUCUGGUGGACAAUGGAAUGAGAAAUAACUACCAACGUUCAAAUAUCUUCCAAUACCGUGAUAAGAUAGACCAAUUAAUAGCGACACCACAAACAGGUGGAGGGUGUGGAGUGCCAGUUGUAACACUGGUUCUAGGAGGGGGAUUUGAUGUUAUCGAAAAUGUUGCUUAUCGUGCGUCACAAGGGAUGCCUAUCAUUAUCUGUGGGUCUACAGGCGGAGCAGCCGAAAUUCUCCAGCGAAUCUGUCAAUACAAGGCAAAUAAAAGGUCUCGAGGUCUUUCUGCUACGCAAAUUAAUGAGAUGAGGGAGAUGUUAGAGCAGCUUUUGGAGAGCUCCCAAGAAGGUCCCAAUCCUGACUGGACGGUGGAGAAAGGCAUUGAAUUGCUUCAAAAUAUCGCCGCGAAUGAGCGUUUCCUUAGCUACUUCGCGCUUGGAGUUGAGUCGAGAGUUGAAAGUCUUGACAAGGCAUUCCUUAAAGCCAUUAUUAAAUGCUCUGCAAUGAAUCCUGUGGACCAAUGUAACAUCGCUCUCAAAUUUGGUUGUGUUGAUAUGAUCAAGCAACAGCUUAUAGAGAACCCAAAACUUCGGAGUGCUCUCGAUGGUGGGCAAAUUAAUGAGCUGGUAACAGCAGCCUUGCUGGAAAAUCAAUGCGAAUUCAUAGAGGUGAUGAUUGAACAGGAAGUGGUCGAAAUACCCACUUACCUUAAAAUGAGCACCCUAAACACACUUUACAACCAUAUCGAUGAUCCUACAAUUCUUGGACGCUCUUUUGAAAUGUAUGGCAUUCAAAAAGCCCCCACAGCAUCCAAUGCAGUCAGGAAAGCUAAAAUGACUACAGCUGCAGAUACUAGAUCAUCUUCGUCGAGUACAGAAGGCAAAUCCAUGACCAUUCCAGACAUGCUUAAACAAAAGAAACAAAAGAUUUACCAAGCUGAGUGGACCAACCUUCGUAAAGUCAAAAAACUCCUGAGGCUAAUGCUGGGAAAUUUUGAGAGUGAAAAUUACGCUGAAAUUACUCCUGCAAACAGCAAAACGAUGUUUCCUCAGCCCAUGCAGGAACUUUUCAUUUGGGCAAUAUUGAACAAUCGUCAUGAGAUGGCGUUAAUAUUCUGGCGAAAUGCAAACGAAUCAUUGCCACUGAGCAUAAUUGCUUGCAAUAUUUAUCAAAAGAUGAUAUCCACCCUACCAGGUUAUGAUACGGAAGGCCGACGUGCUCUAGCCGGCCAAAAAGACUAUUUUGAACAAUCCGCUAAAACAAUGAUUGAACUUUGUUAUGAAAAAUCACAAUGGAAAUCUCUAUAUCUUCUUGUUCGACCAUUUACAACCUGGGGUGAGCUCCAUUGCAUUCCACUAGCUCUGAAUGCCGAUUGUCAAGACUUUGUCUCCUCAAAUGCCUGCCAGCACGUCAUUCAACUUGACUGGCAAUCUGGAAUUGAAGCAAAUUCUGUCUCUGUAGUCCUCGCCUACCUCUUUCCGCCAUUAAUAUUCACAAAUCUAGUGAAGUUCUCUAAAAGUCGAAUUAUACUUCCCGAUUCGAGUGAUCCUGAAAUUUAUAAGCGUUUGAAAGAAAGUAUUGCAAGACCUGGUGCGGACGAUACUCUGUCUAUGGAGAAAAUUUCUAGUGCACAGAAAAUUCACGACUUCUAUAAUACACCGCGAACGAAAUUCUGUGUUAAUACGACGUUCUACGCAAUCUUCCUGAUAUUCUUCUCAUAUACCAUACUCUUUGGAAUGGAGCCAGGGCAUAUUUCAAUCUUAGAGAUUGUGCUAAUGGUAUAUCUUGCAUGUUUCUCAGUGGAAACAAUUCGAAGUCUUCUCAUUGUAACAGUAGGACAAGAAUCGUCAAGUUCAUCUUUAAGGAAAUGGUUACACAAUAACAGAUGGCAUGGCUAUGAUUUAGCUCUGAUAUUACCAACAAUAUUGACCAUGUGCUUACGCAUUGGCUUGAAUGAAACCUACCUUAUUGCCAAAUCAUGCUACUCAGUUCUAUUGAUAUUUUACUUCAUGCGGAUCUUUCAAAUGUAUGCUGUGAAUAGGAGGCUAGGUCCUCAGGCUGUGAUGAUUUUCAGAAUGCUGAUUGAACUGGGCAUUUUCAUCCUCGUGUUGAUAGUAUUCCUGCUUCCUUAUGGUGUUGCAUCUCAGGCCAUGUUGUAUCCCAAUCUUACAAGUUUUAAGCCUUCAAUUCUUAAAGACAUCUUCUACUACCCCUACUAUCGACUUUAUGGAGAACUGAACUUGGAGCAAGCAGAAGGUAUCCCAAUGUCUUGAGAAAAUGAAGCUUGUAAGGGUAAAGACGCGGAUGGAAACAAUUGUCCUGUUGAAAAUCCAAUUGUUCCUCUACUUCUUGCUGCCUACAUGCUCAUUGUUGUUGUUCUCCUGGUAAAUCUUCUGAUCGCCAUCUUCAGUAACGUAUUCUCGGACAUUCAAGAAAAAUCACUGCUGUUCUGGAAAUCGACAAAGUAUUACCUCCUCCGGGAAUACAAGGACGCCCCUAUUCUACCACCACCUUUCAGUUUGUUGCAAGCCUUCUUCGAGGCUCUGACCUGUUGCCGCUACAAGUUUUCCUCAAAAUCGGGGUCGAAGAAAGGUUGGGAGUUAGGUCGAACGGACUCGAAUGAGUCAAAUAACGAAGCUGUUACGACAGAAAAUAGUGCCAACAAGCUGCAUCAUGUUAAAAAGACUAAAGACAUUGAGGAGGAAGCUGAAGGAGGCAUGAACAUGCUAACGUAUGGAGAUGACUCCGACGAUGAAGAUGAGGAACAAAUUGAUCCAUAUAAGGAGGAGUUGGACAAUUCCGUCCUUCAAAUGCAGGUGUGGGCCGUUCGCAAAAUUUUGAAACAAGAGAAGCACAAUGAAAUUAGCCAAAUAGCAAAUGUUUACAAUAUAGUUGAAGAAAUUCAAGAUAGAAUAGAAAGUAAUGACAAUUCUUCAGAAAGUGAAGGCAAUGAAUCAAUCAAGUUGGCGAAGUUUUCACGUGGGGAUUCUAGCGCCAGCUUAAGUGCUUUGGGUAGAAAGGUGCGUGAUUUGGAAGAACGAAUCCACGAUGAAUUCAAAAAGCAAGAGAUGUUGCUUAGGAAUUUAGUCACGCCAAGGGUCUAG
Rodentolepis nana is the source of this 3843-nucleotide messenger RNA. The record is from the annotation of a GenBank genome assembly. Lineage: Eukaryota; Metazoa; Platyhelminthes; Cestoda; Cyclophyllidea; Hymenolepididae.